GAAAGAGAGACGAACCUUUGAAAAGUACCAGAAGGCAGCAAGAGCUCUGCCAGACAAGAAGGACCGGGAAGAAAUUGAGCUCCUCAAGAAGCAGUUGUCAGACCUGCAGGAGGAGAUGAGUCGGCGAGAGACAAGGUGGACGGCAUCAUCCACUCGCCUGAGGGACCGCAUCGACAUCAUGGAGAAGGAAAAUACAGAGCUGAGGGAGGAGGUCAAGCUGUUGGAACAGCAGCGC
Molecule: messenger RNA, 235 nt
Organism: Acanthaster planci (crown-of-thorns starfish)
Lineage: Eukaryota; Metazoa; Echinodermata; Asteroidea; Valvatida; Acanthasteridae
Product: centrosomal P4.1-associated protein-like
Biological process (GO): cilium assembly; centriole elongation
Cellular component (GO): centrosome; centriole
Molecular function (GO): tubulin binding
Source: RefSeq, a predicted model, not a curated record